Porites evermanni is the source of this 654-nucleotide messenger RNA. NCBI's taxonomy places the organism in Eukaryota, Metazoa, Cnidaria, Anthozoa, Scleractinia, Poritidae. The record is from the annotation of a GenBank genome assembly.
AUGGAACCUAUUGGCGACAGUGGAGUGCAAGCUCAACACGUCAUUAAGAUAACCGUAGUGACUUCGUAUGCCACUAAAAACGGAUACGCCAAAAACGUCGACCCAAAACGGAACGUGGCUGAAAUUGAAGUCAAAGCGCACUUUUUCCCAAGUCACGAUGCCACAGCUAAUGUCAAGAUGUUUCCGAAAACGGAAGAUCAAACAAAGAACAUAAUUGAAGAAAGCCGCGGAGUUACCGAACAGUCCAAGAAGUUUUUCGGUCUUGUCCACAAACAUCCGAUAGUGCUUGUUAUAAGAAGCACAUCCGAAAUUGACGUUCCAGUGGAAAAGAUUCCCGAUCUGCAACCGGCGGAAGAAGACGACGACGAUGAUGACGAGGAAUCAGAAGAAGAAUACGAUGAAUUCGAAGAAGAGAUUGUAAUCAUGGAUGUCAGGAGAAAGUCCAUUUGGCGAAAGUGGUUGGAACAUCCUCAGCCACAGCCAGAAAAGAAGGGAGUCCCUAUUGAGGACCUUAUUGAGAUCCCGUCUUUGCAAGAAAAGACACAAGAAUCUUCUUUAGACGAGUUUUUGAUCGAGGAGAAAAUCGAAUCUGUGGAACGGCAGCCAGUAAGUUGUGAGCCACCAGACUUGAGUUCAGUCUUUGACCACAUCUAA